AAAUUGUUUCCCAGACUGUGAACUUCCAGGCUGCAGCUUCCGUCCCUAAGCUGUCCUGCAGAUGUGCUGGUCUUGAGAUGGGCUGAGGAGGCCCAGGGGCUUCUGCUUGGCGGGCGCCCCCAUGCCCUUGUCCCUGUUCUUGCAGGAAGUGCCGGAAGCGGCUGGGGAGCCCUCCGCGGGCAGCCUGGCGCCUGCCCUUGCCCGUCUCCUCUGCAGAUGCCGAGCGGCUCACCCAGCGCACACAGGGCCCACUUUGCUGCAGCUGCUGUGGUCACGGGCAGCCACGGCCUCUGGACGCAGUGCCGAUGGGGCUGGACAACACCGUGGGGGGGAGCCGCCCAGCGGGGACCUGAAGGAAGGGCCUUUCUGGGAGGACCAGUGUCCCCUCGAGGUGGUGCUCCCCGCUGAGAAAGCCGCGGGCCGUGAGGGCACAGGACAGAUCUUCAGCGUGGUCGAUGGAGAGAGAGCAGCAAGCUGGGAGGGCCCUCGAGGGCCGGGCAGGAAGCACCUUAACAUCGAUGCGCUGCAGUGCGAUGUCUCCGUGGAGGACAACCGUCAGGAGUGGACGUUCACGCUCUACGGCUUGGACCACAGCGGCAAGGCCACCAGGGAGGAGAUGUCCAGCCUGAUACACACUAUCUACGAGGCCGUUGAUGCCUCCGUCAGCCUCUCCUCUGGCGGCAGCAAGACCCUCCGUGUGAAGCUGACGGUUAGCCCUGAGUCCCCCCGCAGGAGGAAGGAGAGCCCCCCGACGGGCCAGGCCCGGGAGCCCACUCGCUGCGGAAUGGAAGCCGAGCUCACCGAGGACCCCAGGGGGGCCGACAAGAGGCCAUCUGCACACACCAGGAGGCCCGGCGCCGACCCCCACGCCUGCUGCGCGCGGGGCCCAUACAGCGUGGAUGAGAACACCGAGCGGAGAAAUCACUACCUGGACCUGGCUGGCAUCGAGAACUACCCGUCUAAGUUCGGACCCGGGGCCCCACCAGUGCAGGCCAAGCAGGAGCACCCGGGCAAGGCCGUGCAUCCCCAAAGCAGGUCCCGUUCCCAGGAGUCGGACACACACACCGCCCACCACUGCAGGUCCCAGGUACUGGCCGACCACCCGCUGCCGGCCACAGGGCCCACCGUCAGGACCCUGGACGUGCAGCCCCGAUUGAAGGGGCAGGAGAAGCCGCUUCUCAAGUCCCCCAAGGGCUCAGGGCGGCCACCUGGGGCGCCCAGCGGAUGCAAGCCCGGGAGAACUUUCGGCUACUACCUGCUGGCUGCCCCGCCCCAGGCCCCCCAGGACGGCCACCACCUCCCGCAGCCCUCUGGCCACAAGCGGUCCCGGCAGAAGAGCAGGGAAGGCCACUCGCCACUCAAGGCGGUGCUCAGCCAGCCCGCGGUGCUGGAGCACGAGGUGGUGCGGGACCUGCCACCCAUGCUGGUGGGGGAGGGCUACGUGGUGCCUGUGGUCCAGCGCCACGAACACCACCACCACCACGAACACCACCACCACCACUACCACCACCACCACCCGUCCUAGAGCACGCUGCACGCACCCGGCCGCGGGUGGGGGCUCCGCAGAGGUGGGCAACGGCUGCUGCUGGGGAGGGCCUCCUUCCGCUGUGCUCCCCACGGCCGCGGGGACCAGAUGAACACCUGGGGUGCCACUGGCGGCUGCUAUGAAGCUCAUUUGUGUAGCCCUUAAAACCUUACGUAAGUGCGGAAAACACACAGGUAUCUGCUUUUGUUGGACUUCAAGCGAGGCCCCUGCGGUGUGGAGGGGCUCCGCUCAGACGCCCCGCGUUUGCGGCACACAGGGUGGCAAGGGCUCCUUGUUACGUGGCCCUUCCUGUAAUUUAUUCAUUAUGAAGUCAGAAGGGGUGGGCUCGGGGCAGCUGUCGUCCGUGCGGCCCCCACGCACUGAUGGCCGGAAGGAGGGCGGCCACGCGGGAUGGGGCGCUGUCAGGAAAUGUGGCAGGAGCCAGUGGGGCAGGGCCGAGGGCCUGCGGGAGGCAGCAUCUGGACGUGCGUGCCCCUGGCAUCUUCACUGGACACAGAUGUGGAUGGCAGGCAGGCUUCUCACGCUCGGUGGACACAGACACGUACAUCCAAACGCUCGGGCACAGCCUCGGUGAUGCUCCCCUUCGGGAAAGCGGAAUUCCCUGUGGACGCCAGGAGAAGGGCUGAAGACCAGCAGGACGCCCGGGGGUGCGGGCGGCGGUCCCACUGAGGCAGGAAGCUACUUGUCCAGGAGCAGGGAGAGUUGCCAGCAAGUUGAGAAUCUGCCAGCAGUUUUGCAACAGUGGGAGCCCGCCCCCCCCCAGGCUUAAUAAAAACACAUGCAUUUUGGACUACGU
Ailuropoda melanoleuca (giant panda) is the source of this 2342-nucleotide messenger RNA. It is a transcript of the gene NKD2, whose product is annotated as NKD inhibitor of Wnt signaling pathway 2. The record is from RefSeq and is a predicted model, not a curated record. Gene Ontology annotation, biological process: negative regulation of Wnt signaling pathway. The coding region runs from base 122 to 1525 and encodes 467 amino acids. The transcript is spliced from 8 exons. NCBI's taxonomy places the organism in Eukaryota, Metazoa, Chordata, Mammalia, Carnivora, Ursidae. Gene Ontology annotation, cellular component: cytoplasm.